Messenger RNA from Pungitius pungitius (ninespine stickleback), 2736 nucleotides. Its product is annotated as male-specific lethal 3 homolog. NCBI's taxonomy places the organism in Eukaryota, Metazoa, Chordata, Actinopteri, Perciformes, Gasterosteidae. Gene Ontology annotation, cellular component: nucleus; NuA4 histone acetyltransferase complex; MSL complex. Gene Ontology annotation, biological process: chromatin organization; regulation of DNA-templated transcription. The coding region runs from base 124 to 1761 and encodes 545 amino acids. The record is from RefSeq and is a predicted model, not a curated record. The transcript has 14 exons.
GCGUAAUAGCGCCAUCCCUACAGUGUACGAGACACCUCGCGGAAAAGUGUUCAGAGAGGAAAGGGUUAAGGAGUUUAUAGGGUCCAGAUUGAUGUCCCCUUUUCCACACGUCGCCAUGAACAAAUGAAUUCGCGGGGAAUUAAAUACUCAUUUCGAAAAGGAGAAAGAGUCUUAUGCUUUGAACCCGACCCCACCAAGGCUAAAGUGUUGUAUGACGCCAAGGUCCUUGAUGUCUUUAUUGGAAAAGACGAACAUGGAAGAAGAAUCCCAAAGUUCCUGAUUCACUUCAACGGUUGGAACAGAAGCUGGGAUCGUUGGGCUGCUGAGGAUCAUGUCCUAAGGGACUCUGAGGAAAACCGUAAAUUGCAACAUAAACUGGCACGCAAAGCUCUAGGUCGCAUGAAGAAAAAGGGAUGGGCCAAGAGGCGGCGCCGUCAGUCUGGUACAAAAUCUUCCCUGAAGACUCUCCCCAAGGAAGACGACAGUGAUGACGCAUGUCUGAUUUCGUCUUCAGGGAGCAGUGACGGGGACGACUCUGAACCUGAAUCUUCAAAUAGCGGGGAAAGCACUUUCUCUGAUGAUAUCAACAAAAUGAGGGUUGAGCCUGACAUUAAUGUUAAAAGGGAAAGUGAGGAGAAGAUCAUCCACGUUGACAUCAACAUCCCCGAUGUCCUGAAGAAGAAACUGGAGGAUGACUGCUUUUACAUCAACAAGAGGAAGAAGCUCGUCAUGGUUCCCUGUCAGUCAAAUGUUGUGCACAUCCUCGAGUCCUACGUCAAGCACUUUGCCAUCAACAAAGCGUUCAUGGCCAACGAGCGGUACCGGCGUCAGCAGAGCACCACCCAGAGCAGCAGCCCACAGCCGGUCCCCCCGGAGAAGAGUGAGGAGUUGUGUAAGGAGAUGGUCGACGGGCUGAGGAUCACGUUUGACUUCACCUUACCCAUGAUCCUCCUCUACCCCUGUGAACAAGGCCAGUUCAAAAAGGUCAGCUCUUCCCGGCUUUUCCUGGCUGCCAACGAGAGCUCCCCCUGCUCCAGCAGCGCCCAGCGAGAGCGCAGCCCGAGCCCGUUGGGACACAACCCGCCCACGCCCCAGUCCACAGACAGCCAACCAGCACUCAGCGACAUCUCUGGAACCACGCCCACCGCCACAGCCCCCACCCCGAAGCGCCGGCGUCACCCCGACAUGGACUGCAUCUCGUUUCAGUCGCAGUCUCUCAGGCGCUCCACCAGGAACACAUCUGGAGGCGACCGGCCAGCGGAAGGAAGCAGUGGAGGUGGAGGCAGUGCUACAGCGUCGCCGCAGCUCAAACGCCGUUUGGUCGACACCUCCUCUCAGCCAAAGUUCUUCCUCAACCUCGAGAGAAAAACCUCAGUGCACAGUGGCUCAUCUUCCCCGUUGCCCUUGACGCCCAGCAAAGAGCGAAGCGGCCCCUUCUAUGGCCUUGAGAGCCGGAGAAACAAUGAACUUAAUGAGGUCCUAAGUUGGAAGCUGACUCCCGAUAACUACCCUCUGCAUGACCAGCCUCCUCCACCCUCCUACCUGUACGGAUCACAGCACCUGCUGCGGCUUUUUGUGAAGCUUCCUGAGAUCCUGGGAAAAAUGCAGAUCCCGGAGAGGAACAUCCGCGCCUUGGUCAAGCAUUUGGAACUCUUUCUUAGGUUUCUGGCCGAGUUCCACGAGGACUUUUUCCCUGAGUCGGCGUAUGUGUCGGCAUCCGAGGCCCACUACAGCAUGAAACAGCCCAGGCCCAUUUAUUGAAGGACACGGCGGCCGUUUGUGUUUUCUGUCCCUUUCGCUCGCCCUCUCACCCCUUUUCAAGCUCGCCCCCACCGGGCCUGCCUGGGCUCGUGUGCGCCGGGGAAUAAAAGAGGUUGUUUUCACUGUCCUCUGUCCUGCUUCGCUCGUUUUAAACUGUCUGUCAUGUAAAGGCCGCUUUGCUUCAAUGUACAGAUUCAAGGCCCGUGGAGCGUUGGGCCGAGCUCUCGUCUCUUAGACAAAUCUUAGGAUUGCUCGGCUUUGGAAGCAGACACACCUCUGUCACCUGCUCGGACUUUCCUCCUCCUUAUGGCCAGCGUGCUCGGCUCCUGUUUUGUAGCGUCUUCCUGUCAGCUCCCCAUGCAGAGCCUCCCGGGAUCCCCAUCCGGACUUCUGAUGACUUCUCUGUAGUUUUCCACCUGAGAGAUGUUCUUAAUCCUUCGUCUGUCCUGCUUCAUGUUGUCCUGUGUCUCGUUGUGUUUUUAUUCCCUGUCUUUGUUUUUUGUUUUUUUUUACUCAAUCUCCUGUGAGUAAACCAAGUGUCGCUUUUCGUACACAGAGCCGUGUCAUAACCUCUGAUCUUUAUUUUAAAUACCCAGCUAAAAACCUAAUACUGUCACUUUUUGCAAAUAUUAAAGAUUGCUGUGAGCAAACUUAAUUAAUCGAGUACCAGAGAGAUUGGACAAUCACUUGAAUGGAUCAAAACAACUUGAGCAUAUCUGUAUGUGCAGCCUGUUAGUGAUAUGCAUUUAAACAAACGCUACAAAGUCAGUUUGAAUACAGAUGUAGAUACGUGUCCAGUUUCCUAUUUAUUCUUUCUUUGCACCCCAUUGGAUCACCCCGUUCAUGUUUGGUCAAUUGGUUCUCCGAUAUGUGACAUGACUGUUUAUAGGUCUUUGCAUCCCGCGUAAAGACUCCUUGCUGUACUGUUUACUGUGACGUCUGGUUCUGUUCAAUAAAAAAGGUCUUCACCGAGCA